Drosophila subpulchrella is the source of this 1003-nucleotide messenger RNA. It is a transcript of the gene mms4, whose product is annotated as crossover junction endonuclease EME1. NCBI's taxonomy places the organism in Eukaryota, Metazoa, Arthropoda, Insecta, Diptera, Drosophilidae. The transcript has a single exon. Gene Ontology annotation, molecular function: nuclease activity; DNA binding. The coding region runs from base 19 to 936 and encodes 305 amino acids. Gene Ontology annotation, cellular component: Holliday junction resolvase complex; nucleus. The record is from RefSeq and is a predicted model, not a curated record. Gene Ontology annotation, biological process: replication fork processing; double-strand break repair; resolution of meiotic recombination intermediates.
GGCGGACUUUCAUAAACAAUGUCGAAUAAAGUGGAUAAACUGCAUAAACAGGCUUUGCGGGAGCAACAGAAGCGGAUCAAACCCGGAGAAUGCAUGAAAUAUGUGCGUCUGGUUAUAGAUGCAGGAUUUAUGGGCAUUCCCGUGGGUCAGGAGAUGCUACAGCAACUGAAUUCCACGGAUUUAAAGUAUGAAAUCAAGAGUUUACCCGUGAGCCACUGCAUCCUGUGGGAACGCAAUGUGGGCCAGCAGACUAUUGCACAGACAGGCCUGGAUGAAGCCUGGCAACGGGAGAAUCAAGUGGUCCAAUGGCUAUCCGAAUCCAGUUUCCAAAAGGCUGUUAAGGAUCAGAGUCUUGUUUGCCUGGGACCCAGGUUACAGGACUCCUUUCCGGACUGCCAGUACACCAUAGCAUUACCAAAAAUUCGUCAUAGCAAGCAAGGCAGUUCAGCAAACCAGGAUGCUUUGAUAGAGAUGCAAUUGCUGCAGGAACUGCACGUAGAGCAGCUGAAUAAACCCGAAAGCCAGGAGCUCUUGGCCCUUCUCCAGCGUUAUACCAAAGCUAUAGCUGAAGCUCCCUAUAAAAAGCAGCGCAACGAAACGCUAGGUGGUUUCAAAAAAUACCUGGCCAACGACAAGAAGCAGUGCGUCAAAGUGGAUCAGGGAAAUGGGUUUGGACGUCUGUGGCAGCAGCAUCUGAAUCGUUUACCCAUGGUCACCCUGGAGGUGGCCGAAUCGAUUAUAGCCCAGUAUCCCUGUCCCAAGAAACUCAUUGAUCACUUCGCCAGUGAUCCCACGGCUGUGCAAACUCUCGCCGAUAUGAAGAUCAAGCGUUGCAAUGGACCUCAACCUCUUCACACCGAAAGACGCAUCGGAAAUGUGCUCAGUAAUAAGCUGUAUACCUUGUACAAUUCUAAGGAUCCCAACACUCUGAUCUAGACCUCGAAACUACUAUCUUCUAGAUAAAAACAUAUCACUCUCUUAGCUUUAGAAUCUGCUCAUAUAU